Messenger RNA from Thermochaetoides thermophila DSM 1495, 846 nucleotides. RefSeq lists its product as uncharacterized. The record is from RefSeq and is a predicted model, not a curated record. The transcript has 2 exons. Gene Ontology annotation, biological process: regulation of DNA-templated transcription. Bases 1 to 846 code for a protein of 281 amino acids. NCBI's taxonomy places the organism in Eukaryota, Fungi, Ascomycota, Sordariomycetes, Sordariales, Chaetomiaceae.
AUGGCGCCGCCGACGGGCAAGCGCGUCAAGGGCGUGCAGAUCUUCCGACCCUUCGUCUACGGCACCACCGCGCAGCCCUUUGACGAAAAGACCAACCCCAAGCCGCCAGGCAUCCCCGACGACCACACCCAUUCCUGGACUGUCUUCGUCAAAGGCAUCGAUGAUGUCGACAUCACCUACUGGCUACGCCGCGUGCAGUUCAAGCUUCACGAGUCUAUCCCCAACCACGUGCGGAUGAUCGAAGGCGAAAAAGGCAAGCCCUUCCAAAUCCACGAGACAGGCUGGGGUGAGUUCGAAAUCGCCAUCAAGCUAUACUAUGUCCCCGAAUCUGCCGAAAAACCCCAGACCCUCUAUCACCACCUACGCCUGCAUCCAUACGGCCGUACGGAAGCCGAGAAGGAAGCCAUGCGGUUAAACGGCAAUCAAGUCAUCUCGUGGGCGUACGAAGAGCAGAUCUUCAACGAGCCCUACGAACCAUUCUACGAGAUACUCACUUCAGGCGCGAUCCCGCCGUCUAUUCCCGCCAGCGCGCUGAAAGCAGCUAGUAGUCCUAGUGCCAGCAGCGGGUUCAGUUUCCAAGGGAAGUCGCAAAAGGAGAUUCGGGAUCGUGAGCGCGAACUCGGGUUUGCGCCGCGCACUGAGGGCGGGGUGUUGGAGCGUAGUGCAAUGAUUCCGUUAACAAAUCGGCCCGGGCAACCCUUUAGUCGGGAAACCGAGCAGCUGGAGAUUAAAAAGCUGAAGGAGGCUGCGGUCAAGGUGGAGGAGAUGAUGCGAAAGUUGAAGGAGGAAGUACAGAAGAAGGAGAAGUUGUUGAAGGAGCUUAAGGAGGAGAAUGCUAAGGGGUAA